ACUGGGAAUACUGGGAGCACUGGGGGGCUGCUGGGGAGCACACUGGGGGGCACUGGGGGGCUGCUCGGGAGCAUACUGAGGGCAGUGGGUGGUACUGGGAGCACUGGGACUGGACUGGGGGACCCUGGGGGGCGGCACUGGGGGAUACUGGGAACGCUGGGGUUGGCCUGGGGGCAGCACUGGGGGCACCUCGCCCCUGCGCCUCCCCCUCCCUGCGAGGCGGCGCGGCCCCUUUAAGGGCGCGGCGGGAGGGGCGCGGCGUCACGCGGGGCGGGGCGGGGGGCGGGGCCCUGUUUCCAGCCGUUGCAUCAUCCGCCCGCAUGACUCACCCUCGGGGGCGCGUGACCCGGCGGGCGCCGCUUCCGCCGGCGACGCGGCGGCGCGCGCGCGCGCUCCCCCAGGCCCCGCCCCGCCGGCCCCGCCCCGCCCGCUCCCAUUGGCCCGCGCCGCCCGCGGCGUCACGGCGCGGCGGGCGCCCAUUGGCCGCGGCUGGCGCAAGCGUUGCGUCAUGCGGCGGCCGUUAAAAGGGGCGGCGGGGGCGCGGGCGGCGGCGCAGCGGGAGCGGAGCAGCGCGGGGAAGAUGCGGGCGAGGAUGAGCCGGGGGCAGCGCACGGGCCGGAGCCGCGGGGAGCCGGGGCCGCGCAGGAAGGCAUCGAGGAGAAAGUGCGUCUUCAUAGACCAUCACACCUGAGAGCAGCGCGCCCAGCCUGACCCGGUCGUGACGAUGGCAGCCGAGUCGCUGCCCGUGGCGGGAGCCGCCGGCCCCGGCGCCCUGCCGGGGUGGGAGCUGGAGGCCUGGUACCAGGACCUGCAGGAGGUGCUGGCGGCCGCCGAGCCCGGCGGGCAGCACCCGCCGCCCCGGGGGGCCGAGCAGGAGGGGCCGGCGGAGCUGGUGACGCUCGACGGCGCGGCCCUGCCGUGGGGUGACGGCGGCGGCGGCGGCGAGCUGGACCCGGCCCUGGCCGCGGAGCUGCUGGAGCUGCUGGGGCCGGAGAGCGCGGCGGGCGCGGGGCCGGCACCCCCACCGCCGGGCUCGGCCUCCAGCGGGAGCUCCCCGGCGCAGACGGGCACCGAGGACGAGGAGGGGGCGGCCCCGGGGCGCGGGGCGAAGAGGAAGAGGGGCGGCGGCGAGGCGGGGGGCCGCGAGGCGGCCAAGCGGCGGGAGCGGGAGCAGGCCGACGAGCGGCGGGUGCUGGAGCUGACGGCGCACAACGAGCGGCUGCGGGAGGAGAUCCAGCGGCUCAGCGCCGAGGUGCAGCGCACGCGGGCCGCCCUCAUCGACCGCAUCGUGAACCUGCGCCGGGCCUAGGCCCCCGCACGUACAAGGACUCUGCUGCCCCACGGACUUGGGGGGCAGCUACGAACUGGAGGGGCGCUGCCCCACCGGCACAGACUGAUGCCACGGGGAGGGCGCCGCUUCCACGCGUUAUUGUACAGUUUUUGCAUUUUAUUACACGCAUGUAACCCCC
Dromaius novaehollandiae (emu) is the source of this 1469-nucleotide messenger RNA. RefSeq names its product DNA damage inducible transcript 3 (gene DDIT3). The record is from RefSeq and is a predicted model, not a curated record. NCBI's taxonomy places the organism in Eukaryota, Metazoa, Chordata, Aves, Casuariiformes, Dromaiidae. The transcript has 4 exons. Gene Ontology annotation, biological process: negative regulation of transcription by RNA polymerase II; positive regulation of intrinsic apoptotic signaling pathway; ER overload response. Gene Ontology annotation, molecular function: transcription factor binding; RNA polymerase II cis-regulatory region sequence-specific DNA binding; DNA-binding transcription activator activity, RNA polymerase II-specific. The coding region runs from base 725 to 1309 and encodes 194 amino acids. Gene Ontology annotation, cellular component: cytoplasm; CHOP-C/EBP complex; CHOP-ATF4 complex.